This is a messenger RNA of Ipomoea triloba (trilobed morning glory), 1504 nucleotides long. RefSeq names its product squamosa promoter-binding-like protein 8. Bases 267 to 1190 code for a protein of 307 amino acids. The transcript is spliced from 3 exons. Gene Ontology annotation, cellular component: nucleus. NCBI's taxonomy places the organism in Eukaryota, Viridiplantae, Streptophyta, Magnoliopsida, Solanales, Convolvulaceae. Gene Ontology annotation, molecular function: DNA binding. The record is from RefSeq and is a predicted model, not a curated record.
AACUACUUCUAUAAAACUCCUCAACUCUAUCACUGAAAGCUAAAGUCUUUGAAGCUGCAGCUUUUCUUCUCCACAAAAUCUUCUCUCCCUUAAAGCUGACAGAUUUCCUCCCAAACAAGAAAAGAAAAAAAGAGAAAAAAAAUUUAAAAAACAUUCCGACAAUUGUUUGAUGUUUUUUUUCUAUGUUUUUGAUAGAGAAUAAAAGGGUUGUGUGACUAUAUUUGUUUAUCCCUUUGUUUAGCCAAGAGAACAGAGGAAAAGGUGCGAUGUUGGACUAUGAAUGGGGGAACCAAUCGGCGGCGGUGAUGUUUUCCGACGAAACAGGGCAUGAAUCCGAUCAGAACCGCCAGUAUUUUGACCCGUACGCGGCGGCGCAAACCGCCUUCAACGACAAUCCGGCGGCGUUGGUGGUGGGUUCAAACGCGAAUUUCGGGACGGGACACCACCAGUUCCAUAACGCGCAGGCGGCGGCGGCGCAAGGCAACGCGCAUCAUCAUCAUCAUCACAUGGCGGCGUACUAUGAUCCACGCGCUUACGGCGGCGCUUCAUUUGGACACGCGGCGGCGGCGGCUCAUGCGCCGUUGUUGUCUCUGGAGCCGUCAGCUCCCGGCGGCUACAUGGUGGUGCCGAAGAGCGAGCCGAUGGUUGGGGGGAUUGAGUUCGGGAGUAGCAGCCGGAUUGGGCUGAAUUUGGGCGGCCGGACUUAUUUCUCCUCCGCCGAGGACGAUUUCGUGAACCGGCUUUACCGCCGGUCCAGAGCCGUGGACCCCGGCGCCGUUAACGCGCCGAGAUGCCAAGCCGAAGGCUGCAAUGCUGACCUCACCCACGCCAAACACUACCACCGCCGCCACAAGGUGUGUGAGUUUCACUCCAAAGCCGCCACCGUCAUCGCCGCCGGGUUGACUCAGCGAUUUUGCCAACAAUGCAGCAGGUUUCAUCUGUUGACGGAGUUUGAUAACGGCAAGAGAAGCUGCCGGAAAAGGCUGGCGGAUCACAACCGGCGGAGGAGGAAAAACCAGCAGCCAAACCAAGAACCUAGUACCAACAAGCCCCACCAUCUUGAAAAUCCUCCAACUUCUUCUUCAGCCAAUAGCUUUGCAAGGUCUCCGGCGGAUUCCGGGGCGCAUUCGAUGUCGUCGGUAACGGUGGCAGUUUCACCGCCGAGAAUUUCACUGGAUUAUUUCAGGUAAACGGAGCUGAGAGACGGCGAUGGUGCCAGCAAGCUAAACUCAUCAGAUCGGAUCACUCUUUUUUCUGGAAUGGGUGGUUUGUUUUAGUUUUUCCGUUAUAACGCCGUCGAGAGCCCCGGCCGCCGGCGGGACUGAUUUUCAGCCAUGAAUGAUCCUCAGAUCAGCUAGCUACAAGUAGUACUGCUACUACUGCAUGCUACAUACUAGUAAUAACAUAAAUGGUAGCACUAUUAUUAUUAUUAUUAUUAUGAUUAUUAUUGUUAUUAUCUCCGAAUUAGGUUGAUGAUGUUAAUGUUAACUCUUAUGAUUAAUUA